UCUUCGGUCUAUGGCCUCUCUCUCAGCCUCUGAAUCUUGUUUCUCCUCGCUUUCGCUAACACUUUGUACCUAUCGACUCCUCCUUCCUUCAUCGUUUUAUCCAUUUUCCAGUGUCAUGUUAGCUUUUCUCAUCUGCCAAUUGCACCGGGGUUUCGCUUUCAUUCGAUCCGACCGGUCUGGAUUUCCGGGAAGAGCUUGCUGUUAUGCAUCAAUGUUUGUCUAAUUUGCGUGUUGAAGGCGUCUAGCGCUUUUGCUCAUCGAGGGUUUAUCUUCAAUCAUCGUUUUGCGAAAUAGACCCGUAUGUGACUGGUGGCUUGCCUUUUGAGAUUUUUUUUUUGUUUUCGAAUUUCGCCUGAUGGACGUCUUGUUUUGUGUGAAUUUCGCUAUUUUGGAAUCUGGGUUUUCACGAUUUUAGGUUGAAAUGGCUGGUUGAAGAACUUUGUGGUUCUUUUGGAAGGUGUUGCUCUGUUUGAUGUAGAGAAUCAGUCAGAUUAGAUGAUUUGGGUUUGAGAAUUCUUGUGACAAAAGGGUUGUGAUAAAGAGAGGAAAGACGAUGAUAAAAUAAUGGAGCCGUUGUUUCCUCGGCUUCAUAUGAAUGAUGCAGUUAGAGGAGGGCCUAGGGCUCCUCCCAGAAACAAGAUGGCUCUUUAUGAGGAGCUUAGUGCCCCUUCUCCGAGGUUUAAUCAUCAGGCUUGCAGCAUGGAAAGGAACCUAUAUUUCCAUUCCAGCAUCAGGUAUCUACUUCAGGUCCUCCUCGUCCAGCGGAGAACUUUGUCAUUCAAAAGUCCUGUAUGGAUAAUGUACGAUAUCUGCCACGACAUGGUCAGAGGAAACUGGUUGGAGAGGAAGAUGAUAUCAUGGUUCCGGUGUUUCUCAACUCGGGAAGGGUGCAGUCUCAUGACAGAAACAAGAGUGGAAUGAACAAGGAGAAGCCUUCUCGUAUAGUGGCAACUAGCAGUAAUCGUUCAGUUGAGAUCCAAGGAGUGAAUGGCAAGGCCUCUAAGUAGAAUGGUUCUUCAUCUGCUAGUUCUAGACAAGAGGUUAGAGAUCUGAGUAAGGAGAGUCCAAGACGAGGUACCAUGAUUAGCAUUUUAGAUAUGAGCAAAUCCAUAAAUGGGUUGGAUCAAGAUGGCUGUGAAAAUGUUGUGAGAGGUACCGAUAAUGGAGAUGAUUCCCGGUUCAAGAGGCGUCCCUAGGCGCGCCCCCAGCGCGACUCCGCUUGAGGCAUGUGGCGGCCGCCUCUUGGACAGAGCACAAAAAAGAAAUAAAAAUGGCAGAGUUGUGCAGUUC
Tarenaya hassleriana is the source of this 1290-nucleotide messenger RNA. RefSeq lists its product as uncharacterized. The record is from RefSeq and is a predicted model, not a curated record. The transcript is spliced from 2 exons. Gene Ontology annotation, biological process: regulation of photoperiodism, flowering. The coding region runs from base 565 to 921 and encodes 118 amino acids. NCBI's taxonomy places the organism in Eukaryota, Viridiplantae, Streptophyta, Magnoliopsida, Brassicales, Cleomaceae.